Messenger RNA from Morus notabilis, 2240 nucleotides. Its product is annotated as arginyl-tRNA--protein transferase 2. The transcript has 6 exons. Gene Ontology annotation, molecular function: arginyl-tRNA--protein transferase activity. Gene Ontology annotation, biological process: protein arginylation. The coding region runs from base 44 to 2014 and encodes 656 amino acids. Gene Ontology annotation, cellular component: cytoplasm. Lineage: Eukaryota; Viridiplantae; Streptophyta; Magnoliopsida; Rosales; Moraceae. The record is from RefSeq and is a predicted model, not a curated record.
AGAGCCAACUCUGGGCAGAGAAGAAGAAGAAAGAGAAUCGGAGAUGGCAGGGAAGAUGAGGAGCGAGGCCAGCAGCAGCAGCAGCAGAACUAGCGAUGCCAACACCACCGACGAAGACAACAACAACAGCAACAACAAUGGCGGCGGCGGCUUCGGCAGCGAAAGUCUGGUCGUCGAUUGCGGAAGGAAUCGAAGCUCUUGCGGCUAUUGUAGAUCCCCCGGUCGCACCAGCAUCUCUCACGGUUUAUGGGCUCGUAGCCUUACAGUUAAUGACUAUCAAGAUCUUCUUGACCGAGGUUGGAGAAGAUCUGGUUCUUUCCUUUACAAACCUGAGAUGGAAAAAACAUGCUGCCCUUCUUAUACUAUUCGUUUGAGAGCUGGUGAUUUUGCUCCUUCUAAAGAGCAACUUCAAGUGACUAGACGGGUGCAAAGGUUUUUAGAUGGAAGCCUGGAUUCUAACAAGCCAGUCAGAUUAAAGGAGGAUUCAAAUGCUUCUAAGGGAACCUGCAGUUCUGCUGAUCUUGGAGUUUCAAGCUCAUCAAUGAAAGAAUGCUUGUCUAGCAGCAAUGCAGAAAAAAAUAAUGCUGAAAAAAUCUUGCAAUAUUUAGCAGACAAAAUUGAUAAUUUGGUGCACACGUUUGUUGAGAGUGGGCAAUUUCCUAAUGAUCUUCAAUUGCCAAAAGCUUCUGUUAAAAAGGUUUUACAAGGAAAAAGAAAGCUAUUUGUUGAGGGAUCAGAAAAUCUACUUUACUGCAGCAAUAUUGCAUUCCAAAUAGCGGCUGCCAUAAAAAAGCGAGCAGAACCUGCUAUGGAGGAUACCCACCGUUCAAGAGUUUCCAAAGAGGUUAAGGAUGAAUGGUCUUCCAAGGCUAUUUCAGAAAAGCUGGCAAGUUCCCUAAAUCAGCUAGCAGAAACCUCUGGCCUUUCUGUCAGGGCUUGCAAUGGACACAUAAAUUUUUAUUCUGGCACCAUUAAAGCUUCCUUAGAUGGAAGUGCUGAGGUUGUGACUGUGACCGAAGGAUCUGCUGCAAGACGUGAAAGUAAACCGUGUUCUUUGGGGAAUAGCUAUGAGCAUUCCCCUGUAAAAAGAAGAAAGCUUGAGAUCCAUUUGAAAAGAUCCAGUUUUGAUCCAGAAGAGUAUGCAUUGUAUAGACGUUAUCAGAUAAAAGUCCAUAAUGAUACACCAGAUCAUGUCACGGAAAGUUCAUAUAAAAGAUUUCUGGUCGACACUCCCUUAAUCUUUGUUCCUCCAACCAAUGACGGUACAGUUCCACCUUGUGGCUUUGGCUCUUUCCAUCAACAAUAUGUAAUUGAUGGGCAACUAGUUGCAGUUGGUGUCGUAGAUAUCCUCCCUAGAUGUUUGUCAAGUAAAUAUUUGUUCUGGGAUCCGGACUUUGCCUUUCUAUCACUUGGCAAGUACUCAGCGCUUCAGGAAAUAAAUUGGGUGAAAGAAAAUCAAAUCCAUUGCCCAAGUCUCCAGUUUUAUUAUCUUGGGUAUUAUAUUCACUCCUGCAAUAAGAUGAGAUAUAAAGCAACAUAUCGGCCGUCCGAGCUUCUUUGUCCUCUCCGUUACCAGUGGGUUUCAUUUGAUGUUACCAGGCCUUUCCUAGAUCGAAAGGCAUACGUCGUCUUAUCAGAUUGUGCUCUCUUACAAGAUGGAGAGUCUUCAGACCCCAAUGCUUCUGAGCAAGCCAUGGAAGUGGAACACAAUGACAUUAGCUUCGAAGGCUCCAACGAUGUUCCUAUGCAUCAGACCAACGAGGACGCUGAUCCUGAAUACGAGAGUUCGGACGAUGAAUCAGGCGGAGAAUCCAGCGAUCCGGAAUCUGUUCAAUUCGAAAUUGGAGAUAUCAACAACAUUCUAAUUGGGUUGAAAGGAACUUGUCUAAAAUACAAGGAUCUACAGCGAGCUUUUCGUCCCUCGAAAAGGAGUUACUUGGAAACCCAGUUGCAUAGAUACUUGAGAGUUGUAGGCAAAGAGGUUGGUGAGCGGAUGAUCUAUUCACUUGGAUGACUUGAUUACUUCUUCGAGGCUUUAUUGGAUUCCAAUCCCGAAAACAAAAAAAAAAAAAUAUAUAUAUAUAUAUAUAUAUAUCAAUGUACAUUCAUGAAUUUGUUGUCUAGUGCGGUGAUUACUUCUGGGGCACAAAAAGUUUGAUCUAUAAUGAAAGCUUUUCUUGUAUUACGCAUUGUUCAUUUCAGUUUCUUCCUUCAUCCAGGUUCACUAUGGCAUAUGGAUG